AUGCUGAAGCCGCAGCCCUCCGUCAAACUCAUCCGGUCCAACACUGGGGCCGGCUACAAGUGCGUCCGCUACGCGCCCAUCAAGGGCUCUGAGCGGUGCUACGUUGUCUAUGUGGAUCGCGCUGGCGCCAAGACUUGUCUCGGCCGCUUUGCGACGCCCGAGGAGGCAGCGUACUGCUACGCAACCUCGCCCGAGGGGCUGAAAGACGCGGCCAAGAUCGCCAAGGCGGAGGCGCCGGAAAUGACGAGCGCCGAGGCCACAGCGACGGCCACCGAGGAGGAGCUGGAGCUGCAUACGAACGGCUCGGGCUUUGUGGGCGUCUUCCAAACGCCUCCGGCCUUCAGACUGCCUUGGGUGGUUAAGGUGCGGCGCGGCCACAAGGUCGUGAGCCUCGGCUACUUCGCCUCCUCGGGCACGCGCUUCCUGGGCGUGCAUGCCAUGCCAGCGGGACGGCGGCUGCCCUUCCGCGCCUCUUAUUCGCGUGACGGACUCGAGAUCAGCCUCGGCUACUUCGCCACCGCGGAGGAGGCCGCCCUCUGCCGCGCGCGGGAGCUCGCGGCCCAGGCCGACGCCCCCCCCGCCGCCGACGACGAGCUGACCGCGACUUGCCCCAUCUGCAUCGAACCGAUCGAGGCCGACUCUGCCCCGAUGCUCGAGGAGCAUGCCUCCGUCGAGGCCGAGCGCGCCGCGCGCGCCGAGGCCACCGCCCGCUCCGACGAGCAGCAGGCGGCGUUCGUGUACCACAGCGGCGUGCCCCGCCCCGUGGACCUGGCACGCUGCGGCUACCGUCCGCUCUUCAGCCAGCGGCGUGGCGGGCACAUGGCCCGCGGCGAGGCGCACCCGCGGGCGGCGAGGCCCGUCAGACCCGACCCGCCCGGCGACAACUAUGACGUGGUCGAGGCAGCGCAGCGCCGCCUCGACGCGCGGCGCCGCCUCGACGCUGACGCUGCUAAGAAGCAGAAGAAGGAGUAG
Emiliania huxleyi CCMP1516 is the source of this 972-nucleotide messenger RNA. RefSeq lists its product as hypothetical. Lineage: Eukaryota; Haptophyta; Isochrysidales; Noelaerhabdaceae. Bases 1 to 972 code for a protein of 323 amino acids. The transcript has 3 exons. The record is from RefSeq and is a predicted model, not a curated record.